UCGGACGUAUUUACGGAUGUAACACCGGAAGCACCGCCGAUCACAACUUCCACCCAUGUGUAUGAAAAGCCUUCAGUGUGAUCGACUUCGGACGCGUCGGGCUAAAGUUUUUCCUGCUUGCUUAGUUUGAUAUCAGCAGUUUGAGGCUGCCGUCCCGGUUUCCGUGGAGACAUGGCGGAGAUCGUUCAGCAGCGGAUCGAGGACCGGAUCCCCGAGCUGGAGCAGCUGGAGAGAGUGGGACUGUUCACCAAGAAAGAAGUCAAAUCUAUAAUCAAGAGGGCUACGGCUCUUGAGUACAAGCUUCACAGGCUGAUCGUGAACAAGGAGGACUUCAUUGCAUACAUUCAGUAUGAAAUCAAUGUGUUGGAAUUGAUCAGGAAAAGACGAGCGCACAUACACUAUCAGUUCAAACGAGAGGAGAUCGAGUUCCCCAUCAUCCACAGAAUAAAUAGCAUCUUCAGAAGAGCGACGAAGAAGUGGAAGGAUGAUGUGCAGCUAUGGCUUUCAUGUGUUGCUUUCUGCAAGAAAUGGGCAACCAAAGGUCAGAUCAGCAAGGUGUUCUCAGCUAUGAUAGCUAUCCACCCUGACAAACCAGCAUUGUGGAUCAUGGCCGCCAAGAGUGAGCUUGAGGAUCGAAAUUCUUCCGAGAGUGCCCGACACUUGUUCCUGCGAGCGCUGCGUUUCCACCCGAACAGCAAGAAAGUCUACCAAGAGUACUUCCGUAUGGAGUUGCUGCACUGUGAGAAGCUGAGGAAGCAAAAAGAAGAGCUAGAGAAAGCUGAUAUGGAUUUGGGUGAAUAUGAGUUUUCUGCAGAGAUCCUUAGUGGUAAACUGGCUGAGGUUGUGUACAGAGAUGCUACGGAAAAAAUCAAAGAAGCAGAAUUUGUCAUCUCACUCCUGAAGAUAGCAGCCAUCUUUGACUUUACCAAAGAACUCCAGGACUCCAUCCUGCAAGACUUACAGACAAACUACACAGAGGACAGCUUGACGUGGGAUUUCAUGGCUAAGAGGGAGUUGGAGGCUCCCGGGGCAGGGGAGGAGCUCCUCACUGCCAAAGGCCGGGCCUCGGACAUUAACCGCAGAGAAGAGCGCUGCUGCCAGGUCUACGAGGAGGGUCUCAAGAGCCUCAACACUGAGCCCAUGUGGACUCGCUAUGUAGCUUUCUGCUUGGAAAGACUAAAGAGGAAGACCAACGUCCAGGACCUUAAGGAAAAGAGGCAAAGGAGGCUGCUGGGGGUUUUACAGCGUGCCCAUGAUUCCUCACUGCUGAAGGAGAAUUAUUACAAAAACUGGCUGGAGAUCCUGCUGUCGUCGGGGGAUGCAGAGGAGGCAGCCACCGUCGCCUUGUCAGCCACCCAGCGCUAUAGCCAAUCUGUGUCGGUGUGGAGUUUGAGUCUGCAAACAUUAAUGCAGCUGGGGAGUGGAGAUAUGGCCAGGCUGUUCCACAAUGCUCUCACACAUGUUAAUCCCAAGGAGAGUCUACCACUGUGGCAGGUACAGCUCCAGUGGAGCAAGGCCAACCAGAGCGCUGAAGAGACACAAGCAAUCUUCAAGAGAGGUUUGCUGUCCCCUGUCACGGCUGUCGCCAUGGAGAUGAAAGAGCUCUAUCUUGAUUGGUCUUACUCGGUCGGAGGCUAUAAAAAAGCCAGGAAAACCUUUGCAAGUUUACAAGAAAAUCGCCCUUUGUCCAAGAGGUUUUUCACCAGAAUGAUUGAGAUCGAGAAGGAGCAGGAGACCCAGAAGAUAAACAAUCUGAGAGACUAUUACGAGAGGGUGCUGCAGGAGUUUGGGACCGCAGAUGAUGACCUGUGGCUGCAGUACAUCCAGGAGGAGAUGGGACCGCUCGGGCAGCCGGAAAACUGCGGAAAGAUCCACUGGAGAGCCAUGAAGUUCCUGGAGGGGGAGAGCGUGGAGAGAUUCACUUCCAAAUACACUCUGCUUCAGACUGGACACUUGUGAGGGGACCCUGGAAGACUGGAAGGUUAUGCAUUUGGCAAACCUUCCACAGAUAUGUCUGAAUAUGGACUUUAUUGGCCUUUAGCUGAAUUAAUUGAAAAGAUAUUUCAACCACAACCAAUUUAACUGACUUUUUGCGCAAUUUUCAACAGGACCACAAUAUCAUUUUAGGUUCAAGUGGUUGUUACAUGUUACAUGUUACAUGUUACAAGCCUGUUUUUUAGGUUCUAGUCAUGUUCUAGGAACCAUUCUUAGAUUUGAUCUUUGGGUCUGUAAUUUACUGCAUGAAUAUUAUUCCACUUAAAGAAGCUGAAGCUGUUUUACCAAACAUUUGGUUCUUUGAAUUCCCAUUUGUCUUUUUGACAAUACAGACUUUUAAGGCUGUCAUAAUAAAACAAUGUUCCAUCUGA
This is a messenger RNA of Girardinichthys multiradiatus, 2366 nucleotides long. It is a transcript of the gene utp6, whose product is annotated as UTP6 small subunit processome component. Bases 172 to 1959 code for a protein of 595 amino acids. The transcript has 19 exons. The record is from RefSeq and is a predicted model, not a curated record. Gene Ontology annotation, cellular component: small-subunit processome; Pwp2p-containing subcomplex of 90S preribosome. Gene Ontology annotation, molecular function: snoRNA binding; protein binding. Gene Ontology annotation, biological process: maturation of SSU-rRNA from tricistronic rRNA transcript (SSU-rRNA, 5.8S rRNA, LSU-rRNA). NCBI's taxonomy places the organism in Eukaryota, Metazoa, Chordata, Actinopteri, Cyprinodontiformes, Goodeidae.